This is a messenger RNA of Darwinula stevensoni, 2431 nucleotides long. NCBI's taxonomy places the organism in Eukaryota, Metazoa, Arthropoda, Ostracoda, Podocopida, Darwinulidae. The record is from the annotation of a GenBank genome assembly.
CAUGUUCAUCUAUCUUUCAGGUCAAAGUUAGAAAUUGGAAAGAUUUUAUUAGGAAGGAGUCUUCAUGGGAGCUGGUGCAUAAGAAGAACAUUUGCUACAGGAGUAUAUAAAUUGCCAUGGAGCUUCAGGUCCUGUUGUAGGAAUAAUUUGCAAUCCAACUUCGAGCCUCCCAGUUGUGUCAAAAGGGCCCUGAGCUCUUUUGUUUUAAGUCCAAGGAUGGCCCCUAUAGAAAAACAAGAUGUUGGUCUUACUGUGCAAAACUACAUUAAAGACAACUCCGUCGUGGUCUUCAGUAAAUCAUUUUGUCCCUUCUGUCAUGAGGUGAAAAGCAUCUUCCAAACUUUGGGUGUGAAUUUUCAUGCCUUGGAGCUUGAUCUCAUUGAGGAUGGAGAUGCCAUUCAACGCCAUUUGCUACAGCUGACUGGGCUAAGGACAGUACCAAAUAUAUUCAUCAAACAGAAACACAUUGGUGGGGCUGACAAGCUGAAGGAACUACAACGUGCAGGUCGCUUAAAGCAAAUCAUCCAAGGAGAGAUGGCACCAACAGAGCCAGCAAAACCAAAGACUAAUUAUGACUAUGAUCUUGUUGUCAUUGGAGGAGGUUCUGGAGGACUCUCAGCCUCCAAGGAGGCAGCAUCCCUGGGGAUGAAAGUUGCAGUUUUUGAUUAUGUGAUUCCAACUCCCUUGGGAACAACUUGGGGUCUUGGAGGUACUUGUGUUAAUGUUGGAUGCAUCCCUAAGAAGCUCAUGCAUCAAGCAGCCCUCCUUGGGCAAGCCAUCAAGGAUGCAAAGUCCUAUGGCUGGGAAGUACCUGACAAUGUCAACCACAAGUGGGAAGAUCUGGUCAUGGAAGUACAAAAUUACAUUGGCUCUUUGAACUGGGGCUAUCGAGUUGCCUUGCGGGACAAGAAUGUGGAUUAUUUCAAUGCCUUUGCCUCAUUUGUUGACCCGCACACUGUCAAGUCUCUAGAUAAGAAGAAAAAGGAAAAGGUAGUGACAGCAGAGAAGUUCAUCAUAGCUACUGGUCUACGCCCAAGAUAUCCAGAUAUUCCGGGAGCCACAGAGUAUGGGAUCACCAGUGAUGACAUCUUUUCCCUUCCAUAUCCUCCAGGAAAGACCCUCUGCGUUGGUGCAUCUUACGUCUCCCUUGAGUGUGCUGGCUUCCUUCAUGGUGUUGGUUUUGAAUCUGCUGUCAUGGUACGUUCAAUACUCCUACGAGGGUUUGAUCAGCAGAUGGCCAAUUUGGUUGGAGGUUACAUGGAGCAGCAAGGGAUUCGCUUUAUCAAACAGUGCAUACCAACCAAGAUAGAAAAAAUUGAGGAUGGUACUCCACCCACUCUCAGGGUGACAGGAAAGUAUGUUGAGACAGGAGAGGAGAUUAUAGAGGAAUUCAACACUGUCCUUUUUGCCAUUGGCCGAGAUGCCUGCACAAAGGGAAUAGGUCUUGAAGAUAUUGAUGUCAAGAUCAACCCACAGAAUCAGAAAGUGAUAUGUGAUAAGUCAGAACAGUCUACACAGGAGCAUAUUCAUGCUAUUGGUGAUAUUCUUGAUGGAAAGCUGGAGCUCACACCCGUGGCUAUCCAUGCUGGCAAACUUCUGGCCCGGAGGUUGUUUGCUGGGAGGAAAGAGCUGACAGAUUAUGUGAAUGUACCAACAACUGUGUUCACCCCUCUUGAAUAUGGGUGUGUGGGAUUCUCUGAAGAGGCUGCCAUCCAGAAAUAUGGAGAGGAGAACAUCGAGGUCUAUCAUACACAUUUCACUCCACUCGAGUUCACAGUUUCUCAUCGUGAUGAUAAUGCCUGCUAUGGGAAACUGGUUUGUGUGAAGUCUGAAGAGAUGCGUGUUAUUGGAUUUCAUGUCCUGGGUCCAAAUGCUGGUGAAAUGACACAAGGCUUUGCCCUUGCUGUGAAGAUGGGUGCCAAGAAAUCUGAUUUUGAAUCCUUGAUUGGGAUCCAUCCCACUAAUGCCGAGACAUUCACCACAUUGGACCUAACGAGACGGUUGAACCCGCAACCCAAGAAGACUGGAUGCUGAGGUUAAGCCCUGCUGACAUAUGCAGCCAAUCUCUUGGCUCCAAGAGAAGUGUGACUUUGUCCUUAUACCUUGGAAAAGGAGUUCUCCCAGGUCCUUAGUGAUUUAGUGGUGGAGCUGAGGUAUUUGGCUGCGCUGUCAGCAGGAUUUCUGAUAAAUCUUCAAGCUUGUCAUCUGCCUUGCUCUCGUAUAUCGAGUUGAAUGAUGUCCUCUGCUCGAAAGUCAUUUACUUGACUGGGCAAGGACUGAUGACUAGGCAGAAAGACAAGCGAAUCGAAAAUGAGCAUCAUCCCCCAUGCUUCUUAUGUGAAUACACAUUUUUAUGCUGUAUGCUAAUACCUUUUCGAGUAGUUCAUGUUUCAGUCAUGCCUUCUCUGAUAACGACUUGAAAAAAUUGCUG